CGAGAUGUCAAUAAAAUGGCUUUGUGGAUAUUUUUUGCAAGUUUACUUUCAAGCUGUCUAGCGGAGACUAUUGAGUACUUUGAGGAUGAUAAGAGGCCGUGCACAUAUUUUGAAUCAUCGAGAUAUGCAUCCCCCGAGUCUGGCUUAGUGAAUUGUUCAUGGUACUCUGAGAAGGCAUGCUGCAAGCGUACAGAGGUGACGUCUGUGUUUGGAGGGAUGUUGCCCCUACAUGAUGCUACAGUUGAUUGCCGUAAUAAAAUCAAUUACAUGAUGUGCUACUUCUGUAGCCCUGAGCAACAUAGAUGGUAUGACAAGAAAGCUUAUCUCUGUUCGUCCUACUGCACAGAUCUAUUUGAAUCAUGUAGAACAGCAGAUUACAAAGGAAAGAAGAUAGGUGAGGCAUAUUCCAAUGGCGAGGCUUUCUGUGAGGGUCAGAACUUUGCUAUAGCAGAUGGUAGUCGACCCUGCUUUGACUUUGACGAAAAUGUGUUUGGCACAGCAAUAGAACUUACACACAAUCCAAUAGCAAUACUUAUAAGUACAUUGACGCUGCUAAUUAUAACAUCGUGGAUUCAGUCAUAGUCAAUAUGGAUCCAACAUUGGAAUCAGGGUGUGUCCAUCUUAUCGAUUCCAGGGCUACUUGUCACUAUUGAAAUAUGGACUUGUUGGUGUGAUUUCCUUAUAGAUGAUGUAAAAACCAUCUGAUUGAGCUGGAACUUUGAUAUGUUACACCAUGAGUGGAAUAUCAGAAUACUGAUGUUGUAGCUUCCAUUUUAAGAGGUGAAUAAGAUAUUAAUUGAAUCUGGUAUUGACAACAGGAUGGUGUAUAGUGUAUACAGUGAAACCUGUGUUCAGUGAACACAUUUGGUGUAAACAAGUUGUGUUGCAGUGAGAUGUUCACUAUAUGACAGGAUUCACUGUGCAUAAAUAAUCAAUAUGAUAUCAAAAUUGACCUAUCAAUCAAAAGUUAAUCGGAGGUCAUUGAAAAAAUAACACAAAUUCAAAAAGUUACAUGAUAUAAAAUGAACACCUCUAGGCUAGUUUAAAGGUCGUGUUUGAUACAUAUUACUAUUAUAUUAUUAUUAUAUGAUUAGUAUUAUCAUUGAAAGAUUAUUUCAAUGAAGGUGGUUUAAUAACAGUUUGGCCAUUCUUUGACAAAUGGCCUGCAUCAAGAAUGUAGAUUUAGAUUGUCUUAAAUAUGCUGUUUUUGUUAUCAUCUCGACUCUGUUGUUUUGACAAAGUGAGAUUUGUAUAGUUUUCCAUGUAUAUUUUACAUAGUAGUUUUGAUAUGAUGUAUUUGGGUCAUCCCAAUUCAUGUGUUUUACAUAUAUAUUAUUAUGCAUGUAUAUAGUGUCCAAGGGAUCAUUGCAAUAAUAGCUUACUAUUGACAAUAAAUGUAAUUUUCAUUAUAUUGUAGGUAUGAAAAUCUAUUAAUUAAGGCACUAGUUAGUAUUAUUUUAUAACAGUAAACUUUCAAGAGAAACAUUUCAUGUGCAUUCGCAUUUUAGAUUGAAUUCUGACUAGCCCUCCAGAGGAACAUUUUGAUUAAUAUAUAUACGAUUAAAUACAAAACUUCUACUCACAUCAUGGCUGGAUUGAAACAUGAUGCUAAAUUCACGAUGAUUUUCAAGCAUUAGUUUAAAUAGAGGCAAAUUGCCUCA
Owenia fusiformis is the source of this 1661-nucleotide messenger RNA. The record is from the annotation of a GenBank genome assembly. Lineage: Eukaryota; Metazoa; Annelida; Polychaeta; Sabellida; Oweniidae.